AUGAGGGUUUUCGCCUUUAUAGUUUCUUCUCUUUUGUUUACUUCCCUUUGGCUGCCUACUUUAGCUGAACAAUGUGGAACUCAAGGUGGGGGUGCUGUGUGUCCUGGAGGCCUAUGUUGUAGUCAAUGGGGCUGGUGUGGUAGCACAAUUGAUUACUGUUGUGUUGGCUGCCAAAGCCAAUGUAAUGCUGCAAUAUGUAACGGUGGACGUAAAGCCGGCAAUCUCCGAGGAGGUGGUGGAGAUAUGGAUGAGAUAUCUUCAGAAAAAGCAUUUGAUAAGAUGCUUAGACAAAAGCCAUUUGCAUAA
Molecule: messenger RNA, 306 nt
Organism: Manihot esculenta (cassava)
Lineage: Eukaryota; Viridiplantae; Streptophyta; Magnoliopsida; Malpighiales; Euphorbiaceae
Product: acidic endochitinase WIN6.2C-like
Exons: 1
Coding region: 1-306 (101 amino acids)
Molecular function (GO): chitin binding
Source: RefSeq, a predicted model, not a curated record